Molecule: messenger RNA, 1293 nt
Organism: Cuscuta campestris
Lineage: Eukaryota; Viridiplantae; Streptophyta; Magnoliopsida; Solanales; Convolvulaceae
Source: the annotation of a GenBank genome assembly
AUAAGUGCUUAUGGAUACGAGAGUGGGUGAACAGCAGAUGACCUCACAACAAAUGGUCUUGUAUAUAUCCUUAGCAAAAUAGACUACAUGAUAGGAAUGAGAGUAUGAGACACUAUACUAUCAAGUUCUUAUUGACAACAUUAAAUAUUUUGCUCAUAUAUUAUACACUCCUACCACAAGAUUAGUGUGCCAAAACUACUCAAGGUUGUUCAGGUGCCCACGUGGGAUGUGUUUAGUGCCAAAUACAAGGGAGAGAUGAAGUCUAUGAUCUAUAACUAGCCUUCUAAACAUAUUUUUGUAGGUAGACAUAAUUGUUCUCACAAAUGAAAGUAGAAUACUUGGCCUAGGAGAUCUUGGAGUCAAGAGAAUUGGCAUACCCAUUGGCAAACUGGAUAUGUAUGUUGCAGCUGCUGCUAUCACUCCACAAAUAGUAUUGAUGCAUUCAUGGUAGUUGCAUUCAUGCUGGUUGUAUUGUUGAACACAAAUGUCAUCCCGAUAAACCUAAGGUCAAGAUCAAUACUCAAGAUUUUUUCAAAUGUUACAUUGAAGGUCCACAGAUGCUCCAAUUAAAGGACUUUCCCCCAGACGAGUACUUUGAAGAUAUUCUGCCACGCCAUUAUGAUGAGUUUAUCAGAGCAUUGCCUUUCAAAGAAUACACUGACCCAAAAAUGGGUAUUCUGAAUCUUGCUGUGAAGUUACCCUAGAUUCUAAAAAGGUUGAUUUGGGUCCGAAAGCGUAUAUUGCAAAUGGAAUGGCUCAAGAACUUGGAAUAGGCAAUUCUGUGACCAACCUUCAUUGUGAUAUGGCAGAUGCUGUGAAUAUAUUGACACACAUCAUGGAAGCGGCAGUUAGUGGCAGGCAGCAGUUAGCAACUAAUGAGUUCAGUAGUCGGGGCAAAAGAGAUGAUGGUAGUAGUGAGUAUUCCAGGUACAGAGGAGACGUAGGGGAAGCAUUUGGUGCUCUUUGGGACAUAUUUCGGAGGGAAGAUGUAAAAAAAUUAGAGGACUGUCUAUUGAAGCACUCAAAAGAAUUUGGUUUAUGCCCUGCAGUUGACUGUCAUUUUUUAAUUUAGUAUCUAUUAUACUUUAUUUCUCCACUGUUCUGACUGACGCUUGAGCGAUUUGUGUAGGUUUGUAAUCCUAUUCAUGAUCAACAAAUUUACUUGACAUUGAAGCAUAAAAGGAAGCUAAAAGAGGAAUAUGGCCCAAGAAGAACCGGAAAUGAUUCUAGGAAGAGAUUCCAUGACCCAGGCCAUGGAGAGGAGUGUUCUUUCUGACCCUGUAAGAUGAUUCU